Messenger RNA from Cladophialophora carrionii CBS 160.54, 1779 nucleotides. RefSeq lists its product as uncharacterized. The transcript has a single exon. Lineage: Eukaryota; Fungi; Ascomycota; Eurotiomycetes; Chaetothyriales; Herpotrichiellaceae. The record is from RefSeq and is a predicted model, not a curated record. Bases 1 to 1779 code for a protein of 592 amino acids.
AUGCCUUCCACAAGAGCUACUAUCAUCUUAGCUUUUGCUUUUGCGACAAGGGUCCUCUGCGAUUACCUCGGACCGACUUAUCCAGCUCCUACCGACCUGGCCACCGAUGGCAGCCAUGUCUCCGCCGCUUGGAGGAAUCUUAGUUCGACUCUCAACGGAUACAUUGCAGACCCGAGCGCGAACUUGACAAGCCCUGCUGGUCUGAAGAACGUCACGUUUUCCGUGGGCAUGUUCUCGAUUCAUGACCCUUCUGCUGCGGCGUUGCAAUUCCAUCACGCCUCUGCCGAAAUCGCCAAUUCGAGCGAUGGCCUGAGAAAGGUCGAUGGGGACAGCAUCUACCGCGUCGCCAGUAUCACCAAACUCAUCACUACAUUCGCAGGCAUGCUUAACCUAAAACCUAGCGACUGGGAUCGUCCUAUCACCGAGUUCGUUCCCACACUCGCAGCGUAUGCUGCGGCACAUCCAGCUAAAGACGAUCGGACCGGUACCGUUGACUGGAACAAAGUGACACUUGCUGCGCUUGCCAGCCAGAUAGCAGGGACUCCACGCGACGUUUCACCCUUCGAUCCGAGUGACUACCUCUUGGUGGAUCUCACGGGCGCUCUUGUGGCAUCAUUCGGCUUGCCCCUCCCAGACCCGAGCGAUCCCGUGGCCGUUCCUCCAUGUCUGAUCUCUUUACUUUCAGGAAAUAUGUCAUGUCCUAGCGAUGAAUAUGCCAUCGGCGCCGAGGCUCGACCUCCUUUGUUCCUGCCAUGGACAAGUCCAGCAUAUACAGACUACGGGUUUAUGCUGCUUGGUGCGGCAAUAUCAAAUAUCACCGGCAAAUCUAUCCACGACGUCUACAGCCAAAGCAUCUUCGACCCCCUGGGAAUGGACUCAACAGAUUCGAAUGUCCCCGACCCGAGUCAAUAUGGCCGAUACGUCAUUCCUGGCAAUGCAUCAGUGGCAGGAUUGACGCCGGAGGGCGCCCCCCAGGUGACCAUACCUUCUGGUGGCAUCUUCUCCACAACAAACGACCUUGCAAGAUUAGGCACUGCCAUUCUCAAUUCGACACUCCUAGACUCGGACCAAACCCGCCAAUGGAUGAAGCCAGUCUCGCACACAGCCAUGUUCGAAUACUCGGUGGGGAAACCAUGGGAAAUCUACCGCUACACACACCCCAGAACCGGGCUCGUCACCGAUCUUUACACCAAGCUCGGCGACUCUGGCUACUACAGCGGCUACCUAGUGCUCAUUCCGGACUAUGACGCUGGUUUCAGCAUCAUUAUGGCGAGCUCACUGAGGCAGCGGACUGCCCUGGUUUCAUUGCUUGCGGACGCUGUGACCGAGGCAGUACUGCCCGGGCUGAGCUCUCAGGCAGAGGCCGAAGCGGACCAAAGCUUCGUGGGCACGUAUACCUCUCAGGACGACGCCCUCAACACCACGCUGACUCUAGCCAUCGAUCCGACGGGCAAACCAGGUUUGGUGAUGACCCAGUUUACGAGCAACGGUACGGACGUCUUACAAAGCGAAGCCCUGGGUGCUGGCCCCAUCAGGCUCUUGCAUUCGAUAACCGAUCGACCGAAUGGACGGGUAGCAUUCAGGGCCUCCCACACGCCAGCGCCUUCGGGAGGAUUGUUUUCGAGGGGACUCAAUACGAAUAGCGACUGGCUCGGUGGUGACUCGCCGACAUAUGCUGGAAUUGGCCUGGGGCUUUUCGUGUUUGACGUCGAUUCCAAUGGUAAUGCUACUGCCGUCAGCCCUGAAGCUUGGAGAGUUAAGCUUGUCAAGGGUUCUUGA